AUGGCCCAAAGAGAAAAAAAAGGAGAGAUCAUCCAUGUUCGUAGCGCCACCACUCCGCCGCCGCUUCUCCACCCAACCCAACCCAACCAUCUAAUCAGCCAAGUGGUGGCGGCGAUCAUCCAAAACCGCCCCUUCGACACCGCCCCUUCCCCCCACCACCACCAACGCAUUUGGACUUCCGAAACUGUAAUUCAAGUCUUGCGAUCAAUCCCACUGCACCUCUUUCAAUCCUCAAGAUCAAUCGGCCGCCAAAACACCUUCCGCCACCGCUCCCCACUCAAGCAAAGAAACCUCAAACAGGAAACAUUAAAAUAUCAAACGGGUUCCCUGAUUCUCGGCUCCGCAGCUCACAGAGACCCAACAAGAGUGAAUCUCGGGCUCGAAAAAGCACUCGAAUUCUACUACUGGGUCGAAACCCACUUCGAUUUUCAGCACAACGAGCAAACGUGUAAAGAGAUGGCUCUUGUUUUAGUCAAGGGCAACCGAAUGAAUUUAUUCUGGGAUUUUUUGAAGAAUAUGUCACGUGGUGGGGACAAAAGAUCCAAUCUUGUGACAACCGUUACUAUGACAUGCUUGAUCAAGGCUUUGGGAGAUGAGGGUUUGGUGAAUGAGGCGUUGUCUGCAUUUUACAGGAUGAAGCAAUUUCGCUGCAAACCCGAUGUUUUUGCUUACAACACUGCGAUUUACGCUCUUUGCAGAGUUGGGUUUUUCAAGAAAGCUAAGUUCUUGUUCGGGCAGAUGGAUCUGCCGGGGUUUAGAUGCCCGCCGGACGUGUUUACCUACACGAUUUUGAUUAGUUCGUAUUGCAGGUAUGCGAUGGAGACUGGUUCGAGAAAGGCAAUUAGGAGACGAGUGUGGGAGGCGAAUCAUUUGUUCCGGUUAAUGCUGUUUAAGGGUUUUGUUCCUGAUGUGGUGACUUACAACUGUUUGAUUAAUGGUUGCUGCAAGACGAAUAGGAUUGGGAGGGCGUCGGAGCUGUUCGAUGAAAUGACUAAGAGAGAAUGUGUGCCUAAUCGUGUUACUUAUGAUUCCUUCAUCAGGUAUUAUAGUGCCGUGAAUGAGGUUGAUCGGGCGAUUGAGAUGUUGAAGAUGAUGCGAGAAAAGGGUCACGGUGUGCCUAGUUCGAGUUCUUACACACCGAUAAUUCAUUCCCUUUGUGAAGUGGGGAGAGUUGAGGAGGCGGUCGAUUUAGUGGUUGAGUUGUUUGAGGGGGGCUCGAUUCCUAGGGAGUAUACUUACGAGGUGGUGUGUAAUGCUUUAGAGAGGGAAGGAAAGAUGGAUUUGUUAGAUGAAAAUUUGUGUAGGCACAUUGAAAGCGGUAUCGAGAAUCGGAUUAGACAAGUAAAGAAGGUGAAACCUACGAUGAGGAGAGAAAUGAGUUGAUUAUGGGAUUGGUGAAUUUUUUCGAUCUCUGAGAGAAAUUUGUAUGUAAUAAUCAAGUUCCUCAAAGUUGCAAUUUACAUUAUGAAUUUUGAGAAAUGUCUCUGCCAAAA
Molecule: messenger RNA, 1493 nt
Organism: Erythranthe guttata (spotted monkey flower)
Lineage: Eukaryota; Viridiplantae; Streptophyta; Magnoliopsida; Lamiales; Phrymaceae
Product: Pentatricopeptide repeat (PPR) superfamily protein
Molecular function (GO): protein binding; mRNA binding
Source: RefSeq, a predicted model, not a curated record